Messenger RNA from Pleuronectes platessa (European plaice), 829 nucleotides. Its product is annotated as complement C1q tumor necrosis factor-related protein 3. The transcript has 4 exons. The record is from RefSeq and is a predicted model, not a curated record. Bases 92 to 829 code for a protein of 245 amino acids. NCBI's taxonomy places the organism in Eukaryota, Metazoa, Chordata, Actinopteri, Pleuronectiformes, Pleuronectidae. Gene Ontology annotation, molecular function: protein binding.
GCAGGUAUAUGAGCCACUGCAGGAAAACCUCCUUCCACAAGCAAGAGAAAACUUACCGCACAUCACACAACACACAUUUACAGGUGAGCCAAUGGGGUCCUGGUCUUUGCUUGUGUUGAGCCUCCUGGGGAUGUUGUGUGUGGAGCCCGGGUUUGGACAGAGAGGCGACGUGGACCUGGGGGAGUGGAUGAGAGCUCAAGAGAAGCUGACUAAGGAUUUACUGGAGAAUCAGAGACGUGUAGAAACCCAACAGCAGGAUCUUGAAGCCCUGGAGGCCCGGCUCAAUGCGACUGUUCACCAGCUGAUGGGGCAGAAGGCCGACAUAGACCAACUGAAGGAGGAGAACAAAGACCUGCAAACACGACUGAACGCCUCAGAGAUGGAGAUUGAUAAGCUGAAACAGAGCGGUGGUAAAGCCGCUCCUCAGAUCGCAUUCUCGGCCUCUCUGUCAAACUCGGGGGAGAUUUACAGCGGACCCUGCACAGACAAGUCUCUCAUUUUUAAAAGAGUCUUCUCAAACACCGGCGACGCCUACGAUCACAAUACAGGAAUCUUCACGGCGCCUGUCGGUGGCUCCUACUUCUUCAGCUUCAGCACCUACGGCUACAACACCCACGUGAUGGGCGCCAUGUUGAUGAAGAACGGCCUCCUGCAGAUUUCCACCCAUGAAAGCCCGACAGCCGACGGCUCGGACAGCAGCAGUAACGCUGCUGUGCUGCGCCUGGCGGCCGGCGACAGGGUGCACGUGGAGCUGUGGGACAACGGCAGAGUGUUCGAUAACCUGAACGGACACACCACCUUCUGUGGGUUUCUCCUCUUCCCCAUGUAG